Molecule: messenger RNA, 329 nt
Organism: Periconia digitata
Lineage: Eukaryota; Fungi; Ascomycota; Dothideomycetes; Pleosporales; Periconiaceae
Source: the annotation of a GenBank genome assembly
UGUAUUCGUAGUAAUCGCCGGGAGGUUCGUGCUGAGGUGCUGCGUCCUUCCUUGAACUUGUAUGUGUACUCUGCAAGUGUAUGCGUGCGUGCAUAUGCGCUGUAGUACGUGUGUGUAUGGGUGGGUGCUACUGCAGGUACGCAGCCCCCUCGUUGACCAACUGCACUACUGCACUCCAACUUUUGUCUCAAGCAUACAUCAGGGGUAAUCUCCGUGCGUUGCUGCACGAAAAAAAAAAGGUUUUGUUGAUUCCAUCUCCCGAUCUGAUACUCGCUGCUCUUGCUUUUUCUCGCUUGGUGCUUCUGCACUCGAUGACCAUAUGGUAGGCC